CUGUGACGCCGCCGAGGUGCAUGACGGGAGUCGUAGUCUAGCACUGCUUCCUGUUCUCUGAUCGCGGCAGUGAGUUCAGGUCAGUUUCGUGUUUUGGAAACAAGAAAAAACUUCAUAACCAACAGCCUAUGUCUGUGUUCGAGUCGUCCAGUGGCUUCAGCAGGCCCAUCACUGCAGUGGCCUGGGCGUCAAACACCAGCACCUGCCCCGGUCAAUACAGCCUGAUCACUCAGACUGAAGAUGGAGCCUCCGCUAACUUCAUCCGAGGGUUUGCACUCAAGGCAGGAUACUAUCUGUGUUACAGUAAGGAUCUGUCCGCUGGGCUGGUUGUGACAGAUGUGCAGGUGAUUACGGAUAAAGAGGCGAUUCCUCACGGUUACUGCUACAUCCCAGAGUUCCUGGAGCCCAAGGCAUCUGUCGGGAAGAAGAAGCGCAUCUGUGUGCGGAUCGUUCCUGUGGGCAGCGUUACGACCGCUGUUCUAGAUCUCAAACUCACAGCCAAGAAUAAGAGCAUGGUGCAGCAGUACACCUGCCUGGGGGACAUGCAUGGGUUCGUGGUGUGGUGUUUAAAGGGCCAGUUCUCCUCUCCGACUCCUCAGGCCAAGCCUCGCAGUAUCAGUCUGGACAUGCGCAGUCUCUCUCUGGAAGGAGCCGGCCCCCCGCAGCCUCUCAAGCCCAGCAAUCCUCCUGAAGGCCCACCGAAGGUCACCCGCCGGCGCAGUAAGCUGGACACACACAACCCGAUGGAAACGGUGUGUGACAGUGGCAUCUACGGGAUCACAGCGAUGGAUGGAGUUCCUUUCUCUCUACAUCCGAAAUUUGAGUCUCAGUCAAGCUCAAAGGUGUCUGCGAGCACGCUGAGUGACAUCCGUAUCAAAUCAGUGCAGGACAUUGAGAAUGAGUAUAACUACACGUUUGCGGUGGAGGAACAGGCCGCGAGGAGAGUCUGUCCGUCAGCGAGCGGAUGAGAUACGCUCUCAGGCUCAUGAAAGCACAGUUAUUUCUGCUUUAUGAUGAUGUAUAUUCAAGCUCGACCAAAACUCACUACAGGUUUUGCAGGGCUGUUUCUGGUUGGUCUCAUUCCCUCUAUUCUUCUCUGGGUUGGUUGAACAUGAAGGAUUUUCUGUGUCCAAACACAUUAUGUACUUGUGUUUCUGCAAAACACUAACAGGCGAAUCAAAGGGCUUGACAAGGUGCCUUACAUGUCAUUUUAUAAGACCACAAUAUUUUAUAUAUCUUUCUGGUGAUUUUGAGCUGCAGUUUAGUGUGUAAAAAGUGUGGUUACACUAAUAUUCUUUAUUUAUCAUAUGAAAACUGUACGUUUCAGAAACGUGGGGACCAAAAAAAAACAAUGUAUUUUUCCUGUAUUCUCUGUAUUUUUGUCUGUUUAAAUAGUCCUAAAACUGUUGUAUAAUAUCAUACGACAGUCGGUGCUCUGUGAGUUACUCUUUUGUACUUGCUUUGUUAAAAUCUGACACUUUGGGGAAUUUUAAUAAAAAUAAUCAGAUCUUGACUA
This is a messenger RNA of Carassius auratus (goldfish), 1516 nucleotides long. Its product is annotated as multivesicular body subunit 12A-like. Gene Ontology annotation, cellular component: cytosol; ESCRT I complex. The record is from RefSeq and is a predicted model, not a curated record. The transcript has 10 exons. Gene Ontology annotation, biological process: receptor catabolic process; endosome to lysosome transport via multivesicular body sorting pathway; virus maturation. Lineage: Eukaryota; Metazoa; Chordata; Actinopteri; Cypriniformes; Cyprinidae. Bases 129 to 968 code for a protein of 279 amino acids.